GGAGAGGGAGAGGGAGCAAAGACUGGGUCCGGGCUGGAUGCAGGAUACGGUGGGCUUCUUGAUCAUGGCGUGGGGAGGAAGUUUUGCAGUGGCCUACCUGAACAAUACGGUUCCUGCACAAUUGCUCUCCAUCUCUCCCCUGCUCAACUACCUCUCUGCGCACUUUAUCCUGCAAGUUUUGCUCUCUUUCGCUCCAGCAGCACCCAACGCUGCUGCGCUUCUCGACACUUGCCUCUUCGUGCUGGAUGGUGGUAUGCGGGCGCAAGCUGUCAGUCUAGGCGUAGCGCUUCCCCUCGCGCACGCAAACCCCCUCGUCCGCGCCUCUUUGCCCUUUCAAAUCCUCUGCGGCGUGCUAGCAGCUACAGCAGGCUCGCAAGUCGGAGGCAUGCUGGGCAUCUUUGACCGCACGUGGACAUUGAACGCUCCGCCGUUUACGAGAGCGCAGAGCUUGCUGCAGGUGGUGGACAUUUUGGCCGCCUUUUUGGCCGCCACGGCGUACGGAUGCAUCGCCCACUCCCACACAUCCUACACCGCCCUUCAUGCGGGGUGGUGGAGCAGGUUCGCGUUUGUGCACGCUGACAGCCAGCAGGCCAAGGAGGAGGAGGAUGACGGGAAUGUGCGCUUCUCCUCCUCCUCCUCCUCCGUAUUGCCAUCGAAGGCAGAGCAAGUCGAUGUGGCCAAAGCGGCAGCUACGAUCAUCAUUGCCCUUUGUUUCGCUGCCAGAGCUUUGAUGAUCCAUUGGCUGCCUGCAGCGACGACGACAGCGACGACGACAAGGACGACGCAGAGGCGGAGGAGAACAACAGGGACUGGCACGGCCACGGCCACGGCCACGGCCACGGCUCCUACGACGCGCAAGGACAUCGCCUCCUCUGCAGUAGCUUGGCAAGACGAUGCUCAGCUCGUCGCGUCUUCCCAUUCGGAAAAAGCAUCAUCCAACGCUGCUGCUGCUGCUGCUGCUGCUGCUGCUGCUGCUGCUGCUGCCGCUUCGACGAAGAAAAGGAACAAGAAGAUGAAUUAGAGGGGAGUGGGGAUGGGGGGGUUGAGUGAAAAGCGUAAAUGGGGUCGUACGGCAGCGCAUAGACGCGUCACCACAAUAAUACGAAAUUGGGGGCGAAGAAUCGCGGGGGGGAGAAAAAAUCAUGACCCCCAAUCUAUAUAGAUUUGGCACUGAGCUCGAUCGUGACUUGCGCACGCACACACGCUUCUGGGAAUAUAAAAAGUCAUGUCUGGGCUUACCCGGCCCCUCGUGACGGCGGG
Molecule: messenger RNA, 1260 nt
Organism: Ceraceosorus guamensis
Lineage: Eukaryota; Fungi; Basidiomycota; Exobasidiomycetes; Ceraceosorales; Ceraceosoraceae
Exons: 2
Coding region: 38-1021 (327 amino acids)
Source: RefSeq, a predicted model, not a curated record